Drosophila busckii is the source of this 2206-nucleotide messenger RNA. RefSeq lists its product as uncharacterized. Gene Ontology annotation, cellular component: nucleus. Bases 15 to 2027 code for a protein of 670 amino acids. The record is from RefSeq and is a predicted model, not a curated record. NCBI's taxonomy places the organism in Eukaryota, Metazoa, Arthropoda, Insecta, Diptera, Drosophilidae. The transcript is spliced from 6 exons.
AAUUUGAAAAAAAGAUGGAAGAUGCAAAUGCAGUUUUUGAUCGCAUAAGCAGAGCUUUUAGUGAACUACACAUAACAAAUGACAAUGGCAACGUUACAAACAUGGCUCAGGGCCAAGAGUCGAGCGGCAGUCACAACCUAUCGUGUAGUGAGCCCCAAAGAGAGACUGAUGUAGACAGUAGUGACGACACGGACGUUAUUGUUGCGGAUUCUUCUUUAGAAUCGUCAGAGGUACACUCUGUCUUUUCACAUUGGAGCGACACGGAAACAGAUUCUACAGCUGAGAGGGCCACUGACAACAAUCUAGAGUCUGAUGAAGACAUCAUACCCGAAACCGCAAGCGAGACCGAAAGCAACACAAGUAGCAAUGUGUAUAGCACUAUGGACAACUUUAUGAGCACACCUACUAAACGUAAGCAUGACGGCUACUGCCGCAGCAGACAGGAUAAAUCCUUUAGAAACAGUCUUGCGAUAACUUUUAGUCCCAAGGAUCAUGCGUCACCAGUUGUUCCUUCAACGCCAACGCCAACAACAAGAACGCGCAGUGGGCGCGCUGUUCGCACUAUGUUGGAUAACAAGUUCGAUUAUUCCUUGAAGCAGCAAGAUGAAGAUGAUGAGGAUUCAUUAGAUGAUACAGAUGAUGACCCAGACUUUAGUGACACUGAAGAAGAAGAAGAAGACGACGACGAAGAAGCGCUACUAGAGCCCAGCACACCCAAAAUCAAACAACGCCGCAUCUCGUUUCAUAGUAGCAGCGAGACCAGCCCUACGGAAGAGCACCCUCUUAUUUACCUCAAUCUACGCCAGCCUGUAGCCAUAGUGAGCUCCAAGCCAACAGCAGACCCAAGAGUUGAUGAUGAUGUGGAACUGCAAAAGCGCAUGAAAAAGCUGUUAGGCUUAGCUUCAACGCAGCGACGACUUUACAAUCCUAUGCAAAACUAUGAUAUUCCUGAUGACCAUAUGAUUGAAGAUACGCCCGCGCUAACGCUCAGCAGCCGGCUAUAUCCUAGCAGUAAUGCACCCACUUUUCUGUUACCGAAAGUCAAUGGCACUAUAAAUGCAGUGCCCAGUCCAAUGCGAGCCGUCAGACCUGCUGUGCUUAACGCCAGCACCCUAACAGAUAAUAUAAGUGCCCUAAUCUUGCACAAUAUCGUGCAGCGUGCUAAUGCAGAUUACUUUGAAAGUCAGACGCCGCAGCACCUCAAAGAGCCCAUAGAUCUGAACGACUUGCCCAGUACAGACCAGCGGGCUCACAACUGUAAAAAGCACCAAAAAAUCAUAAGCCAAUUGCAACCCAAUCCGGAGCUAUACAGCUUUAUCGACUCACUGAGACUGGACACACCCCUAAAUCUCUGUCAUCCUUUGGCGCUGAGCUAUCGGCAUGCUGAUUUAACCACAAACAGAAGCUUGCUGGCACGUACGCUAUUCGAUGUGCUCAAUCAUCAGAUAUUUUACUGUGGUCUGCAUGCCAACAUCAGGUGGCAAUACAGUAUGAAUCGGCCCAGCGUAGUGGAGCACAGCAUUGAUGCGGGCGGCAAGCGUUGCUCACGCAUUAUACUCUGGAAGAAUAUCAAGGAGGUGGGCAUGCUAAUAGAGGGAUUGCUGCAUGAAAUGUGUCAUGCCGCUGCGUUUGUUUUCCACGGCGAAACAGGACAUGGCGACAAUUGUCGCAAGUGGGCAUAUCGAGCUAAAACCCUGUUGCCGGAGCUGCCACAGGUGCCUGAUUGCGAGCCUAGCUACAAAUACAGUUGCCUGCUCUGUGGCAAUCGCUCCACGGGCAGCGUUAAGUUCGAGGAUCAACAGCAGCAGCUGCGUUGCUACUAUUGCCAGUUCGAGCUGCAUGUGGACACCUGCAGCAUUGACAACAUACACAAUCUAUCGCUAACAGAGCAACAAGUCACUCCCUUUAGACAAUAUGUGCGCGAAAAUUACUUGAAAUGUCCAGAGCGAACUUAUAGCGCUAAGCUGACUACACUAAACGCACAGUACAUGGCGCAGGCGGCGGUGAAUCUAGGCAAUUUUAGAUAAUUAAUUAAUCUUAGUUGUUUUUUUUUAAUUGAUCUUAAGUAAUAUUAUUGUGCUUUAAUACACGUACGUACUAUAAAAAACGGUCGACAUGCUUAGCUGAGCUUGUUACAAGCUCAAGCUUCAAAUCGCAUUCUCAACGUCGUGCUCGGUGAUGGCGAAUUGGAUAGCAAAAGAGCAAU